This is a messenger RNA of Calidris pugnax (ruff), 2746 nucleotides long. RefSeq names its product kinesin family member 2C (gene KIF2C). NCBI's taxonomy places the organism in Eukaryota, Metazoa, Chordata, Aves, Charadriiformes, Scolopacidae. Gene Ontology annotation, biological process: microtubule-based movement. The transcript has 21 exons. Gene Ontology annotation, molecular function: microtubule binding; microtubule motor activity; ATP binding. The coding region runs from base 131 to 2293 and encodes 720 amino acids. The record is from RefSeq and is a predicted model, not a curated record.
GAGAGAUGUAGUCCCGGCCCAGCGUGCUUUCCCGGUAGGCCCCGCGGCACGCACGGCUACGCGCGGGGUUUAAAUAUAGGCGGCGGUUGACCGGGACGGGAGGCUGCGUUGCCGCCACCAUCGAGCCACCAUGGAUUCCCGUCUCUGCCGCCACAUCGUCCCUGGCACCGUUAUUAACAUUCAGCGGAGCAGCGGCUCGAUCCAUAAAGCGACGGUGAUGUCAGUGAACGUGGAGAAAGCCUCCGUGGCGGUGGAGUGGCCCGAGGACGGUUCCGUCAAGGGGAAGGAGAUUGACUUUAGUGAUGUGAUAACAGUAAAUCCUGAGUUAGCAGAAGAACUACCUCCUGUAGAUGUGAAAGAGAACCUUCCUUUGCAAGCGAAUGUUAUCGUACAGAAACAGAGGUGUAGAACAAGCCUUUCAAAAAUUCCUGCUCCACGGGAAGCUGUUCGGGGCCGUUCCAGGAUGACUGUUAUCUCAGAGUUUGAGUGCCGCCUCCAGGAAAAUGAGAUGGAGAUAGAUCCCCGUACUUCUACUAAACCAGAAACCAGAAGCAAUUUGUCAGUUCCUGUUGGUCGAACCAGGGCUAGCAGGCUGGUCUGUGGUCCAGAAGUUUUGCUGACAAAUGGAAAUACCAAUACAGAGGACCAUCUGCCCGCUGCUGGAACAACUGCUUCAGUGAGCCCAGUUCGGAGAAGAACUAACCUUGUGAGAGAGAUGGAGAAAAUGAAAAACAAGAGAGAAGAAAAGAGAGCUCAAAUGAAUGAAAUCAGGGCAAAACAAGCACAGGAAUUUGACACUAGCUGUCCAAACUGGGAGUUUGCACAGAUGAUCAAGGAAUUCAGAGCAACUUUAGACUGCCGGCCAAUAUCUAUAGCUGACCCGAUGGAAGAACAUAGGAUUUGUGUCUGUGUGAGAAAGCGCCCUCUUAAUAAACAAGAACUUCUAAAAAAGGAAUGUGAUGUGAUUACUGUCCCGAGCAAGUGUGUCCUGCUGGUGCAUGAGCCAAAGCACAAAGUGGACCUAACAAAAUACCUUGAAACCCAAGCAUUUAGAUUUGACUUUUCCUUUGAUGAAUCCUCUUCUAAUGAAAUGGUAUACAGGUUCACUGCUAGACCUCUUGUAGAGACCAUCUUUGAGGGUGGGAAGGCGACAUGCUUUGCAUAUGGCCAGACAGGCAGUGGCAAGACACAUACUAUGGGUGGAGACUUCUCUGGGAGAGUACAGAAUGCCUCAAAGGGCAUAUAUGCUUUUGCAUCACAAGAUGUCUUCCUCCUCCUAAACCAGCCCAGGUACAGGAGUCAGAACCUGGAAGUCUAUGUGACUUUCUUUGAAAUAUACAAUGGAAAGGUGUUUGACCUCUUGAAUAAGAAGGCAAAGCUUCGAGUCCUGGAGGAUGGCAAGCAGCAGGUCCAAGUUGUUGGUCUCCAAGAGAAGAAAGUCCACUGUGCUGAGGAUGUCUUCAAAAUGAUUGAGAUAGGCACUGCCAGCAGGACAUCUGGGCAGACUUUUGCAAAUGCUAGCUCUUCCCGGUCACACGCCUGCUUCCAAAUUAUACUGCGCCGAGGAGGGAAACUGAUUGGCAAAUUUUCCUUGGUGGAUCUGGCAGGAAACGAGAGGGGUGCAGACACCUGUAGUGCUGAUCGGCAGACACGAAUGGAAGGUGCAGAAAUCAAUAAGAGCUUGCUGGCUUUGAAGGAAUGUAUCCGAGCUUUAGGGCAGAACAAAUCUCAUACCCCUUUCCGAGAGAGCAAGCUGACCCAGGUGUUAAGAGACUCCUUCAUAGGAACUAACUCAAGGACCUGCAUGAUAGCAAUGAUUUCUCCAGGCAUGAGUUCCUGUGAAUACACCUUAAACACACUGAGAUACGCUGACAGAGUGAAAGAGCUCAGCCCUCAUAGUGGAGGUGGUGAAGCACAGAAUCAGAUGGAGACUGAGGAAACACUGACCGUUGGACAAGGCUCAGGUUACAAUCUCCCUAAGGAUGAGGAGGAAGAUAUCUCUCCCCACGUGUCCAACUUCUGUGAAGCUUUGACUCAAAUUGCUGAACAAGAGGAGAAGGCUGUAGAACAGCUUAGAGAACUGAGACAGAGAAUGCAGACUGAAUUUGACUUCCUCUUGAGCAUCACAGAACAACCAGAUUAUGAUCUUGAGAUCUUUGUGAACAGAGCCAAGUACUUCGUAGAGGAGAGCUCAAGAAACUUCCUUAGCAUUAGAGAAACAUUGGAUGCCCUGGGAGCUGCCAUGCAACUGGAGGAGCAAGCCAGCAAGCAGAUGAGCCAGCAAAGGCGUUAGUAAAUACAGCAAAACCUGGUUCACAAGCAAUCUUCUGUAUGUCUUGCAUGUUUGUCAAUGGUUUGUGUAACUCCUGUUCUCAAAUGUGGUAGAGUGUCUGUGGGUCAUGUGUGCCUGAGGGCAGUGAACGUGGCAGCCUCUCUCUCUUCAUGGUCUGGUAUCGGGGUGUUCAGAGUACUAGAAACACCCACUGCAAGGCUUGGGGAGGGAGGGCUGAGAGCGUGCUAGAUGUGUGUGGCAUCUGGCCCUUUGCUAGUGACAAUGGUCUCUUCUAAUAGAACUAGAUACACAUGUAUAGUUUUCUAGUGUGCAUAUAACUUUUCCAGAUGUGCUUGAAACUUGCAAAACUGUUGCCAAGUCUGGCUUUUCUAGAAAGAAAAUGGAUUAUAUGUAAUUGUAAAAACAAUCAUAAUUUUAAGAAUUUUGAUAAAUAAAUGUUCCUGGAAUUAAUUA